AUGCUUCGAAAAAAUUUUCCGAAAACAUUUUCAGCCUCAAGUAACUCCUUUAUCUGUCCUGAUCUUGACAAGAACGAGCGCUGUCUGAAUAGAUGCCAGUCUUCUAAAAAUGACUGUAUCAAUGUUUGCGAUGAAAACGACUAUACUUGUUCAUCUCGUUGUGAAGCUGAGUUUUUUGACUGUCGUUAUGCAUGUCCUUGUGAAGAAGGUUGCCCAGUUGGUUGUGUUGAAUGUUCUAAUGCAGUCUGCAAUGAGAGAGAGUUCCUUUUUAUUCUCAACUACUGGAGAGCAAAUGAAGAUGUUGGAUAUCUUUUGAAUCUGAAAACGGAAGAAAUAAGCUACGCGACGGUCAACUACAACUCUCUCAGCAUUGAUGAUUCGUGUUACGCAUUCCUCGGAGACAAGCACUUUCUUCUAAGAGGAUCAAUGAAUCCUCAUCAGAUUCUUACCUUUGAAAGUGAGACCUGUAGCUUGAGAGAACACGGUGUCUUGGGUACAUCGCAUGUCGAUGGAAUGUACGGAUCCUGCGCGGCUUACAACGAGAUCGCGUACUUGUGUUUUGAUGAAAAUGGCGUCGAUCAACGAGGAUGCCAAGGAUUCGAUGGAAACGAUCAGAUUCGCGUCAAGCAAAAAAGUACUCAUGCGCACGAUUGGUCCUCAAUGGCCGUCUACGAUGGCAGAAUGUGGGUUGUUGGUGGAUGUGAAUCCAGUGGUUGCUACAAUCACGUCGAAUUUUUUGACGGAAACUCGUGGCAACUAUCAGUACCUCACCCAGACUCAACGAUCUGGGCUGAUUCGGGCGAGCUUUCUCAAGCACAAAAGUUUUCUUACGGUGUAAACGCCGGUGUGAUUGUUAAUGGCUACGCGUAUAUCGGGAAAGAUGUUCUCGACAAAGCAAAACUUGAACCAAGCGAAUUUUCCGCCUAUAGUCUCGGAAAUGAUCCUGAUGAUACAACUUUAUGGCUGUAUUAUUCGCCAAUGAUAACUGACAUCAGCGCGUACGCUUACCAGCUAACGGUAAAAAUGGACCAGCGAAACGAACUUCUGACAGAACUUGGCGUUGAGGACAUUGGAUUAGUGGCGGAAGAAGUCAGAGCAGCACCACCAAGCAAUAACACAGAGCGUGAACGAACGUACAUGAUGUUUAUCGAAGCGCUGACGAUGAAUUUGGAACGAGUUCUGUUAAUAAGAGGCAGUUGGAAAGAAGUAUUUUACGAGCUGGAGCGACGAAAACUCGGUUUAGAAAAACUUCAACGAGACUUUGCUGAUGCAAUAGAAAGAGAAGAAGACUCUUCGAUCGAAAAACAAGCUCAAAUCCUCAACUACGAAAGUUUAUCCGACAAGCGAUGA
Oikopleura dioica is the source of this 1350-nucleotide messenger RNA. The record is from the annotation of a GenBank genome assembly. Lineage: Eukaryota; Metazoa; Chordata; Appendicularia; Copelata; Oikopleuridae.